AUGGCUCAGGCAAUGCAGAACCAACCGAAUGCUGACGAGAAUGCUGGAUCUCGUAGUUUGGCGACUUUCCAAAGGGAGAAUCCUCCAGUGUUCAAGGGUACACAUGAUCCCGAUGGUGCUCUUGAUUGGUUGAAGGAGAUCGAGCGAAUUUUCCGUGUUAUGGAUUGCACUCCUACACAGAAGGUUAGAUAUGGCACUCAUAUGCUGGCUAAGGAAGCGGAUGAUUGGUGGCUUGAGACCCGAAGGAGGUUAGAGGCUCAUGAAAUCAAGAAAGCGGUUAGUUACCAGAAGAUCCGUAUUUUUGUUGAUUUGGUGGAUAGUUGUCGGAUUUAUGAGGAGGACAACAAUGCUCAUUAUCGUGUUAUUAAUGAGAAGAGGGGCAAGAAUCAACAAAGCCGUGAGAAACCAUAUGAUGCUGGUAAAGGGAAGCAAAGAAGGUGUUACCGUUGUGGUAAGACGGGACAUAUGUCAUCUGCUUGUAAGCAUAAGGAUGUUGUUUGCUUUAACUGUGGUGUGGAGGGACAUAUUGAUAGCCAGUGUCAGAAGCCAAAGAAGACAGCUGUAGGUGGUAAAGUGUUUGCUUUGUCAGGAACUCAGACAUCUAGUGAGGAUGGCCUUGUUAGAGAUUGGGUCUUACUUUGUCUGCUAUGA
Vicia villosa (hairy vetch) is the source of this 651-nucleotide messenger RNA. RefSeq lists its product as uncharacterized. The record is from RefSeq and is a predicted model, not a curated record. Gene Ontology annotation, molecular function: single-stranded RNA binding; translation regulator activity; zinc ion binding. Lineage: Eukaryota; Viridiplantae; Streptophyta; Magnoliopsida; Fabales; Fabaceae. Bases 1 to 651 code for a protein of 216 amino acids. Gene Ontology annotation, biological process: positive regulation of cytoplasmic translation. Gene Ontology annotation, cellular component: cytoplasm. The transcript is spliced from 4 exons.